Molecule: messenger RNA, 1935 nt
Organism: Beta vulgaris subsp. vulgaris (sugar beet)
Lineage: Eukaryota; Viridiplantae; Streptophyta; Magnoliopsida; Caryophyllales; Amaranthaceae
Product: probable protein phosphatase 2C 22
Exons: 4
Coding region: 330-1463 (377 amino acids)
Biological process (GO): protein dephosphorylation
Molecular function (GO): cation binding; protein serine/threonine phosphatase activity
Source: RefSeq, a predicted model, not a curated record
ACCCUUGUUAGAUUAAUAACACUACACGAAUUCAAAGACCGUUCCUUUUCUAGACACGUAUCCUCCAAUCUCCAUACCUCCCAAAAUUUUCAAAUCUUUGAUUUUUGUUCACAGAAUCACAACCAUUAAUUUAAUCAAACCUACAUUGCAAUUCUACGCAAUCAAUUCUAAAUUAUACAAACGAAGGUUCACAUUUCCCCCUCUUUAUUUACAUAAUUUUGCCGAAUUAGGGUUUCAUUAGGGUUUAGAUCGAACAAUUAAUUAUCUUCAUUCAUCUAUUGUUCCGAGAAAUUGGGAAAGAAAACUUGUGAGAUUUGGGAUAAUGUGUGAUGGUAUGUCUUCAAAUGGAGGAAAUUAACAAGGAGAGAGAAAAUGGGGGCUCAAGCGAGGGUUUACCUCCGAAUCCCCUUGCAGCUGCUUAUCGACAAUGCUUCAGUGCUACACGAAUUUCGUCGAUGCGGAAGAAGACGCUUGUGCGACAUGCUUCCCUUAUUAAAACACCAGAUAUACCUGUUGAGCCCCUGAUUGAAGAUUGUGAGUCUGAGUUCCUUCCCAUUGUUCGUUCUGGAGCAUGGACAGAUAUUGGAUACCGUUCAAACAUGGAGGAUGUAUAUGUAUGUCUUGAUGAUUUUAUGCAUCAUUAUGGGCUUCAGCAUAGUGGGGAAGGGCCAAAUGCCUUUUACGGGGUUUUUGAUGGUCAUGGGGGAAAGCAUGCUGCUGAUUUUGCAUGCUGUCAUCUGCCGCGAUUCAUAUUUGAGGACACAGAUUUUCCAAGUGAAAUGGAAAGGGUCAUAAGCUCUGCAUUUCUACAAACAGACACUGCUUUUGCUGAAGCAUGUGCAUUGGAUUCAGGGCUUGCCUCUGGCACAACAGCAUUGGCUGCUCUUGUUGUUGGCAGAUCUUUGGUUGUGGCUAAUGCUGGCGACUGUCGAGCUGUACUAUGUCGGAGGGGCAAAGCAGUUGAGAUGUCCAAGGACCACAAGCCACAUUGCUCUCGGGAGAUGCAACGAAUCGAAGCAUCUGGUGGGUAUGUUGACGAUGGCUACCUCAAUGGCCAACUCAAUGUUGCCCGAGCUCUUGGGGAUUGGCACAUGGAAGGAAUGAAGGGUGCCAAUGGUGGGCCCUUAACUGCUGCGCCAGAGCUUAUGACAACAACGUUGACUCGAGAGGACGAGUUCCUCAUUAUAGGAUGUGAUGGAUUAUGGGAUGUUUUCAGGAGCCAAAACGCUGUUGAUUUUGCUCGGCGAAGGCUUCAAGAUCACAAUGACCCUGUAACUUGCAGCAAGGAUCUUGUUGAUGAGGCUUUGAAGAGGAAGAGUGGGGACAAUCUUGCUGUUGUUGUAAUAUGCUUCCAGCCUGAACCACCACCUAACUUGAUUACCCCAAGGCCGAGGGUUCAUCGGAGCAUUUCUGCUGAAGGGUUGAGAGAGUUGCAGAGCUUUUUGGAUGACUUGAAAAAUUAGCUUAGAUGGUGACAGACGAAUAGUGCUAAAGGGUUGAGAGAGUUGCGGAGCUUUUGGGAUGGCUUGAACAUUUAGCGAAGAUGGUGCCGACAAAUAGUUAGUUGUGUCUUACUGUAUCGUCGUAGUUAUUUUUUUUGAUACCGGAUAGAAUAUUGAGGUGAAUAGGUGAAUUGUCCAAUUGUAUCAUAUGCGGCAGUAAGUUGGCGUAUGUUUUACUGUAGUUUACAGUUGAUUUAUAUCCUAGAGAACGAGUUUAGUUUUCUCACCUCGCUGUAAGGUUAGAUUUUUGUAGUUAGCAGUAGGUUGGGGUUUAUCAAGGACGCCUUAGAUUAGUCUCUCAGGAGAUGGAGCCAUGUUAUUUGAGCUCUCAGUGAUUCUUGCUAUGAAAACUUUCCUUGUACUACAAAUUGUGGUACUAGUCUUUAAAUUCUGUGUUCUUUUUGAUAUUUGAUCGACAUGAUUUAUUUUCUUC